Messenger RNA from Trachemys scripta elegans, 4861 nucleotides. RefSeq names its product StAR related lipid transfer domain containing 8 (gene STARD8). Gene Ontology annotation, molecular function: lipid binding; GTPase activator activity. The coding region runs from base 490 to 3699 and encodes 1069 amino acids. The record is from RefSeq and is a predicted model, not a curated record. NCBI's taxonomy places the organism in Eukaryota, Metazoa, Chordata, Testudines, Emydidae. Gene Ontology annotation, biological process: signal transduction; regulation of Rho protein signal transduction; actin cytoskeleton organization. The transcript is spliced from 14 exons.
UCCCAGUGCAGCGGAUCUUGGGAACCUAUUCUUAGAGGAACUAUUUGGGGGAAAACAAAGGAGUCACCAUUGCAGGGUGAACUGUUUAAAAGGCAGAGAGCUCCAUUCCGACAAGCAAGAGAAAAGGCAGAUUUCCCCCUCCUCCCCCUCCGCCAUCCAGUGCCAUUUGGACUGACUCCAGUACAAGGGAAGGAAAUGUCGCUCUCUGACUUCACGUUUCCACUGGUGAUGUGAAGUAUAGUUCAUUUGGAUCCCAGAUCUACCAAGUGAGCGCAUGCCGUUCGCUGCCUUUCUGGAGGGGCAGGUGGGAACCCUCCUCUGUCUGCCGAGAAUCCUUUGAUUCCACGUCCUUUCCCUCUCCUGCCAUCUGCCUCUGUCUGCAGCUUGAAUAGCCUUUGAAGGAAACACCGUAGUGUGGCUGUUUUUGCUCCUGCGAGGCCCAGAGGUUGCAUGGAUGGUUGAUCAGACCUGCUCGGCGUCAGUUCUGCAAUGCUGUUUUAUCAGUUCAAUCUGUCUACUGUAAGGGAAGUCGAGGCCAAGAAAGCUUGUGACUGGCUGCGUGCAGCAGGAUUUCCUCAGUAUGCACAACUUUAUGAAGACUCGCUGUUCCCUAUUGACAUCACGUCCGUGAAGAAAGACCACAGCUUUCUGGACCAGGAUUCCCUCAAAUCCCUUUGCAGGAGGCUGAUGACACUGAACGCAUGUGCCUCUAUGAAGCUGGAAGUCCACUUUCAGCGUAAACAGAAUGAAGACUCAGAGGAGGAAGAUCUUUGUGCCAUCAGCGACCGAUGGGCCUUCCAGAGGGACAGCAAAAGGUGGUCCAGAAUUGGCUCUGUCGACUUCCUCUCCCACAGUCCAGAGGUGCUGAACUCCACCAUGCAUCAGACAUCCAGCCGUGAGAGCAUCCUUACAGACCCCAGUGCCACUUCGCUCCACAGCAAUAUCAGCACAGGCAGCACUGGUGGCACAGUUGGCAUUGUGGCCAUCCCGCCUGACGUGUCACCCAGCCAGGACUCUCCAAACAUCACCAAAUCCAGCCAGAGCUUGAGUGACCACUCCGCGAUAAACCAAUCCCCAAACCAGAGUGCGAGUUCUAAGGACAAGUCCAAGAAGCGGAGGUCCCGCAGCUUCCUAAAAAGGAUUGAGUCUUUCCGAAGGAAGGACAAAGAGAAAUCUGACUCCAAAGCAAAGGAUGCCACUAGUGGCGGGACAGCGACCAAACCAGGGUGGGACUCUGCGAAGAGUAAUGGGGACCUUACUGCUGCCACGACCACCUCCCCCAAAAGAGGAAUGUCCUCCUCUUUUCAUGGCAACAAACACUUUCUCUCGGUGGGAUAUAGGACUAAUCGCGUGUCAAACUGGGGCGAGAGGAAGCCGGGCUCUGAACUGAGACGCGGUGCGGUCUAUCUGGAGGAUUAUGAAACGGUCCUGAAAAAUAGCACCAGCUGGGCUGCUGGAGAACUGCACCAGCGGCCCGUGUACAAGGGCGACUGCCUGAUCCACCUCCCUGGGGACCACAAGCCGGGGACGUUCCCCAAAUCUCUCUCCAUCGAAAGCUUGUGUCCUCUCGAUGGCAGCCCUUUGGCCCACUGGAAAGCUGGGAACAAAGCGGUGGGACUUUCGGGGUGUGGAGUGGGUGGCAGCAGCAGCAGCAUGGGCGACUCCUCGCCACGGGGCUUUGCGUGCCGGCAGAGGCGGGGCUCCUGCAGCUCUGUGGGCAGCCGGGCGAGCGUGUACGACAACGUGCCUGAGUUUGGCAGCAGCGAAGAUUUCUUCAGCAUGGAUGGGGAGGUGAGCUACAAAAACCUCGAUGACAUCUUGCAGGAUGUCUGGGGGCUGCAGCGGAAGGUGGAGCUCUGGUCUAAGGCACUCAGCCCCGACCUGGAUGAGGAGGGAGAGGGGGAAGGGGAGGAGGAGACGGACUCAGGAGGGGAGCCCACCUUCCCCUCCAACCUGAACUUGGAAGAGCAGUCCAUGUCCGACGUGGGCACCUCUGCCAGCGACUUCGACAGCACGGGCAACUCCUUGAAUGAGGCGGAGGAGAUCGAGAUGAGAGAGCGCAGGGAUUCAGGUGUGGGAGCGUCCCUCACCAGACCUUGCAGGAAGCUACGCUGGCACAGUUUCCAGAACUCCCAUCGUCCCAGCUUGAACUCCGCCUCCUUGGAGAUCAACCGCCAGUCCUCCGCUCAGCUCAACCUGCUGCAGAAGUGCUCGCUGCUUCGUCUCACCGCCAUCAUGGAGAAGCACUCUGUGCCGCACAAGCAGGCCUGGGCCUGGACUGUCCCCAAGUUCAUGAAGAGGAGCAAAGCCCCCGACUACAGGGACAAAAUGGUCUUCGGGGUCCCGCCAAUCAUUAACGUGCAGAGGACAGGGCAGCCUCUGCCGCAGAGCAUCCAGCAGGCCAUGCGCCACAUCCGCAGCCAGUGCCUGGACCAGAUUGGCAUUUUCCGGAAGUCGGGGGUGAAGUCUCGGAUCCAGGUGCUGAGACACAUGAACGAAGCCUCCCCCGACAACGUGAACUAUGAAGGGCAGUCGGCCUACGACGUGGCUGACCUGCUGAAGCAGUAUUUCCGCGACCUGCCAGAGCCCAUCUUUACCAGCAAGCUCACCGACACCUUCCUGCAGAUCUAUCAGUUUGUCCCUAAAGAGCAGAGGCUGCAAGCUGUCCAGGCAGCCAUCAUCCUGAUGCCAGAUGAGAACCGGGAAGUGCUGCAGACAUUGUUGUACUUCCUGAGUGACAUUGCCUCAGCUGAGGAGAACCAGAUGACAUCUGGGAACCUGGCGGUGUGUCUGGCCCCAUCCAUUUUUCACCUCAACGUGUCCAAGAAGGAGAGUACCUCACCCAGGAUGAUUCAGAAGAGAGGCACCAUGGGAAAGCCUGACCAGAAGGACCUGAAUGAAAACAUGGCUGCCACCCAGGGGCUCUCCCAUAUGAUCACAGACUGUAAGAAGCUGUUCCAGAUACCCCACGACAUGAUGCUUCAGCUGGGCAACUCCUACGUGGCAGCAGACGCCCACCCGCUCUCGCUGGCUGAGCUGAUGAGCCACAGUUUGCAAGGGGAGGGCAAGGAUUUCCAGGCUUAUUUGGAAGAUAACGUGCAGAAUCUGCUCAAAGAGUCCUCAGAGAAGUUCAAAGGGUGGCUCAGCACCGCAGGGCCCCAGAACACAGAGCUCUCGUGCAAAAAGGUUGGUGAUGGACAUCCGCUGCGCUUGUGGAAAGUCUCCACGGAGAUGGAGGCCCCUCCCUACACGGUGCUGCAGAGGGUACUUCGGGAGCGUCACCUCUGGGAUGAGGACCUGCUGCAAGGCGAAGUGAUACAGGCCCUGGACGAGAACAUGGAGGUUUAUCACUACGUCACGGACAGCAUGGCGCCCCACCCCCGCAGGGACUUCAUCGUUCUCAGGAAAUGGCGCACGGACCUACCGCGAGGGGCUUACCUGCUGGUCUCCAUGUCACUGGAACACGAAAAGCUGCAGGUGGAAGGAGGGGUUAGGGCCGUGGUGUUAACAUCUCAGUAUCUGAUUGAACCGUGCGGGAUGGGUCGGUCCAAAGUGACCCACGUCUGCAGAGCUGAUCUCAGGGGCCGGUCUCCCGAGUGGUACAGCAAGGUCUUUGGACAACUUUGUGCCAUGGAGCUGGCAAGGAUACGAGAUUCUUUCCCAGUGCUUAGCCCAUGUGGCCCUGAGACAAAGAUUUGAGGCGACUGGAAGAGGCUCACUCCUGUUUGAUCGUGAACCUCCCAGACAAUGUGGGGUGGAGCAUGGAGAGGGAACCUGGCCAUCAGCAGGCUGUUGGCAUCUGGUUGGGCGGGGCAGUGCCUUUCCGGGCACAUGAGCAUGAGCCUUCCUUUGAACCAACCACCAACCCUGAAGGAGCCAAUAGUUUUUUCCAUCUCUGUGUGAUCCCUUUCCUCUUACACACCAGGGACCUUCAGAGCUGUGCCCAGUGGCAUGUCCUUGUGGGCACCAGGGGCCAAACGGAAGCCAUCAUGUCCUGCUUCCAGACUGCCCGUUGCUGGUCGAAAGGCAGCAAGAAUCUCCUCCCUAAAGCUCUGAAGAGCAGCUUUGCAGAAACGAACCAGUGUGCUGCUUGUGGGACGGCUCUCUCCAGCAAUCGUCCGCCCGCCCACCAUGGGGAGAGUGGAGCUGGGGAGUCCAUACAGCAGGCUGAGCCGUGAAGCAACUGGACCAGAGUCAGACCCAUUAACCCCCUUUGCCAGACUGACCAUGGGCUCACCCUUUCAGCCCAGGGACUGGACUCAGCGACAAGAGCGACGGUGCUUGAAGUGACCAAGGAUGAUGCUGAUGUGUAGGAGAAGUGAGAGAGGGCGGAGCUGGUGCAGCGUCUGUAUGGCGGUGUGUGGUGUCAGGAGGAGUGUCUGCUGGGGAUGUUACAGUGUGUGUGAGCUGUACCUAGCAGCGUGGCACGCAGGCAAUAAUAGUCUGAGGAGCUGGUUAAUGUCAGAUGGAUGCUGCUGUUAUUCUGGUUUAUAGUUAAUGACCGCCAUGUGGUGAAUGGCAAAAAGGAAGCUAUUUUACUCUGGGUGCUGAAUUUCACUGGGGAAGGAACUCCAGGUCUUUCUACUUUCUACUUGAUCAGACGCAGGGAAUCUCUAGCACCCGUUUUUAGCACAAGGCCAUGUAGACCGAUGAAUGAGGGUGCAAAUGCUUUGCUAACCAGGGACCCAGUCCUAAUCCCCAUGGAAUCCAGUGGGAACCUAGCCAUUCAUUUUCAUGAAUUGGAUCAGAUCCAAAUUUGAUGAGUCCAAAUUUCAAAGCAUUCACCCUUGUCCUGUGUGUCAGCUAUACAUGGGGGGUUGCCAUUACAAGGUGGGGGUGAGACCAAAAUUGCACAAUGCAU